AUGGUGCGAACGAACCGAAACGUUCGCGAAUUCAGGUUUGAUUUCGGCAUUCUCGUUACGAAAAACGAUGGACUGCCUAGUGGGCUACAAUUCUCAAGGUCUCCAUCAGUGCGAAAUUCGCCAGUGAUGGCGUCCGCCGUGCGGUUGUUGCGGCAUCGCUCUCGCGAAGCUGACUCCGCAAUUCGCCGAUUAACUUGUAAUUACUCGUCUGCUCGCGCCUACACCAUUGGAGCCACACCCGCCUUCCCCCACACCCGCCGUUCGUCCCCCUCUCCAUCAGCGAUCCGCGCAGCAUGUCCGCUUGUGACCGCCCCGUGCGCCGAUCCUUCCGCCUCUUCCGCCCGAGCCCCUCCUCCCGCCCGUCCGCUUCUUCCGCCUGCCUCGUCUCCGCAAUCCCCCCAGCAAUUCCGGAAGUCCGCCAUCCAGCUGUCAGCCUUCACCGCGAGCGGGGCGCAGGUUCUGGGCAACACGCGGGGAACUGGCGGAGAUCAGGGGAACGGCGAUCGCGGAGGAUGGGGGGAAGAGCGCUGGGGGAACCGCCGCGGAGGGGAGUGGGCGGGCGCAUGCGGGGCUAUUUUUGCUGGGGUGGCGGCAGUGGGGGUAUCUUGGGGGGAGGCGCGGAGCAGCAAAGGGGGAAGGGCAGAGGAGAAAGGGAAGAGAGGGGAAGAAGGAGUAGGGGAAGGGGGGGAGGAGGAGGAAGGGGAGUUGGUUUCAAAUUGGAGUGGUACGCAUGAGGUUCGGGCCGCUGUGGUGUACCGACCGGAAUCAAUGCAGGACCUGGAGCGCAUUGUCCAAUCGGCGCAUAAAGAGGGCCGCACCAUCCGUCCCGUAGGCAGCGCCAUCUCCCCCAAUGGUAUUGCUCUGAGCGCCCACGGCAUGGUCAACCUGGCCUUAAUGGACCGAGUUCUACAUGUGGAUAAGGCGACAGGGAGGGUGCGCGUGCAGGCAGGGGCGCGCGUGGAACAGGUGGUGGAGGCUCUGAGGCCAUAUGGACUUACGCUGCAGAAUUACGCUUCUGUUCGGGAGCAGCAGAUUGGCGGGUUCAUACAGGUGGGAGCACAUGGCACAGGGGCCGCCAUUCCCCCAGUGGACGAGCAAGUGGUGGCCAUUAAGCUCGUGACACCUGGCAGCAGCACGCUGCACCUGACGCCCGAAGCUGACCCGGACCUGUUCUACCUGGCUCGGUGCGGGCUCGGAGCGCUGGGGGUGGUGGGGGAGGUGGAGUUGCAGGCAAUACCAGCUCAUAGACUGAGGGAGGAGACCUUUGUGACUGAUAAGGAGGAGAUUAAGAGGCAUCAUAGACGAUGGUUGAAAGACUACCAGCACGUGCGAUACAUGUGGAUUCCACACACACAGGCAGUUGUGGUGGUCAGAAGCAACCCUGUCGUCAAGGGCGGCAGCAGCGGGGGAUCAGCAGCAACAGUGCAAGGCGAGGGAGCUGCCAGUGGGCCGGCGUUGAGCGAGGGUGAGAAGCUGGCUCACGUGCGGGCUCUGUACCUCGCAUCGGUUGCUGCCAGGAGAAGGGACGAGCUGCUGGCGCUGGAUCCAUUGAACCUGGACCAUGUGCGGGCGAUCAACCAGGCCGAGGCUCUGUACUGGAAGCUGAGUGAAGGGGAGAGGGAAGGGUGGAGCGACCAGAUACUGGGCUUUGACUGUGGUGGGCAGCAGUGGGUGUCAGAAGUUUGCUUCAAGGCAGGCGGCAGCACCACCACCAUCACCUCCAGCACCGCCGCCAGCAGCAGCAGCAGCAGCAGCAGCACCACCGCCCCCAGCAGCAGCGGCAGCAGCAGCAGCACAGCGGACAUUGCGUUUAUGGAGGAGCUAUUGGCGCUGAUUGAAUCGGAGGGUAUCCCUGCCCCGGCUCCCAUAGAGCAGCGCUGGACCAGCGGCAGCCGCAGCCCUCUCAGCCCUACUGCUGGUGCUUAUAACGCUGCUAAUGCUGCUGGAGGUUUUGCAGCAGGAGGUUCGGCAGCAGGCUCGGCUGCAGAUGGAAGAGCGGCUCACGAUGAUGUUUACUCAUGGGUGGGCAUUAUCAUGUAUCUGCCGUCCAACGACCCUGACCAACGGGCAGCCAUCACCAAACAUUUCCUCGACUACAAGUUUGUGACUGCCCGCAGGCUCUGGGACAAAUACGGAGCACAUGAGCACUGGGCAAAGAUCGAGAUCCCCUCAGAUCCUGCCACUCGUGAGUGGCUUGUGUCGCGCGUUGCUCGCGAUUUCCCAGUGGCCAAAUUGAACGAGUAUCGGAGAAAGCUGGAUCCCAAAAAUGUGCUGGCCAAUGACAUGCUCAAUGUGCUGUUCCCUCGUUGA
Molecule: messenger RNA, 2310 nt
Organism: Closterium sp. Yama58-4
Lineage: Eukaryota; Viridiplantae; Streptophyta; Zygnematophyceae; Desmidiales; Closteriaceae
Source: the annotation of a GenBank genome assembly